Austrofundulus limnaeus is the source of this 2537-nucleotide messenger RNA. RefSeq names its product proline-rich coiled-coil 1 (gene prrc1). The record is from RefSeq and is a predicted model, not a curated record. The transcript is spliced from 9 exons. Lineage: Eukaryota; Metazoa; Chordata; Actinopteri; Cyprinodontiformes; Rivulidae. Gene Ontology annotation, molecular function: protein kinase A regulatory subunit binding. Bases 277 to 1599 code for a protein of 440 amino acids. Gene Ontology annotation, biological process: activation of protein kinase A activity. Gene Ontology annotation, cellular component: cytoplasm.
UCUGCAGGACUUCUAUCAAUCUGAAGAUCAGGGAAGCUGGUAAGAGGUAGGAAGAUGAAGAAUGUCCGUACUUUUCUGGAAGAGACCAAACUUGUGUGACACCAUCAAAGAGAGAGAUGGAAAAAGCAUAUCGUUACCCAGAGGGAACGUUUUCUGAUCCAGUUGGGUUUAUGUGAAUAGUGAGUGAAGAUCACACUAGAUGAACCAGUCCUAAUUUAUUACAACACUCGACCACAGCAAUAUUCUGAGCUGAAGUGAUCCUCUUCAACGGUAAAGAUGAUGGAAGAGAGUGGAAUUGAGACGACACCUCCUGUCAGCCCAACACCUCUGACACAAGCCUCUGCAGUCAGCAGCCCACCAAUCACUGCUGGUCUGUCGAGUCCUCCGCCGCUGUCAGGCAGCAGCUCUGUCACCACCGCUUCAUCCUCAGUCCCCGCCCCUCUCCCCUCCAUUCCCUCAUUUCCUCCCUUCAGCAGCCCUCUGACCACGAUCUCUACCUUCCCGUCCCAGCUUCCCCCUGCCCCUGUGUCCACAUUUGCCUCGCCUUUCACCAGCAGUGCCCCUUUCCCUCUUUCUGCUUCUCCAUCUCUGCCACCUCAGACCUCUUCCAUUAGACCUCCUCCGGCAGCUGGUUUGUCAGGUCCUCCUGUCGGCCCGCCCAUAUCACACUUCUCCAUGAGUGCCGGAUAUGAUAUAACACGGGGUCAUGCUGGCCGGACACCCCAGACGCCACUGAUGCCUACAUUCUCUAGUCCUUCUGUGAUGCCAGGCGUGGUGACUAACACCAUGGUUCAGCAGCCCGUCAUGACCGGACGAGUAGAUGCUGGAUCUCCAAUCACUUUCCCAGAGGAGCAGGAGGACCUUCAAGUGUCUGGAGAUGUCAAUACUGGAGGGAGCCUAUGGGGAUUUUUUAAGGGAGUAGCAGGCAACCCUGUUGUGAAGUCGGUCCUUGAUAAAACCAAACACUCUGUGGAGUCCAUGAUCACCACUCUGGACCCUGGCAUGGCUCCAUACAUCAAGUCUGGUGGGGACAUUGACAUCGUGGUGGCUUCAGAUAAGGACAGUAAUGUGGACGCUGUCAGAGAUGCCUUCCAAGAGGUUUUUGGGAUGGCUAUGGUCACUGGAGAGCCCGCUCAGUCCAGCAUUGCUCCACAGCCGGUGGGCUACGCAGCAGGUGUCAAGGGGGCUCAGGAGCGAAUCGACAGCCUGCGUCGAGCCGGUGUGAUCCAUGAGAAGCAGCCUGUUGUCUCUGUGGAAUACUUCGUCGCUGAGCUUUUCCCUGACAAGUGGUUUGACCUCGGCUGUUUAAUCUUGGAGGACCCUUGUCACAACAUCCGCACUGAGGUCUUCACUCAGGCUACUCCUCUGGCGUUAGAAUACAUACAGCAGGCACAGUCCCUGACUCCUCCUGACUACGGCCUGCGCUGGUCUGGUCUGGUCGUCACAGUGGGCGAGGUGCUGGAGCGCUGUCUGCCCAACAUCAACAGAGCGGACUGGCACCAGUCGUUGACGGGAACCAGCCAGCGCCAGAUGAUCCGGAGCGCCGCCAAAGUUCUAGCUGGAAUCUACAAACAGCAGCUGCCCCCCAGGACUCUGUGACACUGAGUGUUUCCUCUUUCUGCCACACGCUGGGAGGAAGUGGGGAUGUGUUAAAGGAUCAAUUAUACCGGGGGACAGCUGGGAUCCAUGUAGCUCCUCAUCUACCCUCUGUUGAUUCAGGAAAAAAUAAAAAAGCAGUUUCUUUUAAAGAUCUUUUUGUUUGUGCCCGUAAACAUUUACUGACAGUUUGUUUUACAGAACGCUGUCACAUCUCCAACCAAUCUUCUGUUUUAUUUUUUUUUAAAUCUCCUAAUCACUCCUAAUCAUGUAGUCAUCAUGUAGUGUGAUUUUAUCACUCAUGUCUGUUGAUAAUUGUUUCUGAACUCUUUAUAUUCCAGUUGUACUAAAUAUUUAAAUAUUGAGGUUUGUAGAAACCCAACAUGGUUCUGGUGUAACUGGACUGAAUGUGAUGCGGAUCUUGUUUGGGUUUGUUUACAGUCGGAGCGCCUGUGUCUUUCUGGAUCACACAAAACCUUAGACUGCACUUUGUACAAGUGCUGACCAUUGUUACACAACUAAUUUACUGUUUAACAAGAUAUCUGUAUCCUGACAUCACUGCCAAAUACAAACCUUCAAAUUCAUUGUUUUAGAGCUUCUAGUUGACCUGCUGUCCACUUUUCAUUUCUAGUGGUAAAACAUUGUAUUUCAGGAUUCUGUCGUCAUGGAUAAACUUUCAAAGUAGUGAAAAUCGGACAUGUUUUUAUGCUUUACAACAUGGUUCAAAUGACUGUUUAUGCUAAAUAUUUGUAAUUAUGUGAUUAUUAAUCUAAAACCUUUUUAAAGGUGCAGUGUGCACAUAAAUCUGGAUCAUCUUUAAGGGCAUUAAGAUCAGAGAAAACUGUUGCACCUUUAGACUUUGAUGCUUAUAAGUGUCUAAAAGUUUUCCCCUUAAUAUUUCCUUUCUAUCAAAACUUUUUUUAUAAACUACUUUAAAACUC